GGGUCUCUGGGGGUCCCGGGGAGCCUGAGCCGGGCCUGGCUGGGGGCCGGGAGUCGCUGGCCGACCUAGUCGGCCCCACCGGGCGCCCCUUGCGCGCGGGACCAGGACAGAGAGUGUCGCCGAGGGGCGAAGAGCGAUCUUGUCUCCCCAUCCCUACUUCCCGUACUCUCGACCGGCCCCCCCGAGAAAGAGAUUUUGAGGGAGAGGGAGCAGAGGGAUUGUCCUUCCCAUCCAGGUUCGGGGCUGGGCCCUCCGGCCUCGGGAGGACAGGUGCGGGGGAGGGCCGGGCACCCCCGCCUGCAGUCCCAGAAAGUGGACGGACCCAUCGCCGCCCUCAGAACUGAAGCUACAAGAUGGCUGACCAGGACCCUGGAGGCAUUAGCCUCCUCCAACAGAUGGUGGCAUCUGGCACUGGGGCCGUGGUCACCUCCCUCUUCAUGACCCCCCUGGACGUGGUGAAGGUACGCUUGCAGUCUCAGCGCCCCUCGGUGGCCAGUGUGCCUUGUAUUUUAGAGCUGAUGUCUUCCUCCAGACUCUGGAGCCUCUCCUACGCCAGAUGUGAGUGCCCCAUGCCACGGGGAACCUUGCCCUCCUCUCUCCAAUCCACAGGGAAAUGCCUCCUGUACUGCAAUGGUGUCCUAGAGCCCCUGUACCUGUGCCCAAAUGGUGCCCGCUGUGCCACCUGGUUUCAGGACCCCAGUCGCUUCACUGGCACCGUGGAUGCCUUUGUGAAGAUUGUGAGACAUGAGGGCACGAGGACCCUGUGGAGCGGCCUCCCAGCCACCCUGGUGAUGACUGUGCCGGCCACUGCCAUCUACUUCACCGCCUACGACCAACUCAAGGCCUUCCUGUGUGGUCAAGCCCUGACCUCUGAUCUCUACGCACCCAUGGUGGCUGGUGCACUGGCCCGCCUGGGCACCGUGAGCGUGAUCAGUCCCCUGGAGCUGGUGCGGACAAAGCUGCAGGCUCGGCAUUUGUCAUACCGGGAGCUGGGCACCUGCGUCCGAGCAGCUGUGGCUCAAGGCGGCUGGCGCUCACUGUGGCUGGGCUGGGGUCCCACUGCCCUUCGGGAUGUGCCCUUCUCAGCUCUAUACUGGUUCAACUAUGAGUUGGUGAAGAGCUGGCUGAGUGGGCUCAGGCCAAAGGACCAGACCUCCGUGGGCAUCAGCUUUGUGGCUGGCGGCAUCUCAGGGACGGUGGCGGCCAUCCUGACUCUACCCUUCGAUGUGGUGAAGACUCAGCGCCAGGUCGCGCUAGGAGCGGUGGAGGCUGUGAGAGUGACGCCCCCGCACGCGGACUCCACUUGGCUGCUGCUGCGGAGAAUCCGGGCCGAGUCGGGCACCAGGGGCCUCUUUGCAGGCUUCCUCCCAAGGAUCAUCAAGGCCGCCCCGUCCUGCGCCAUCAUGAUCAGCACUUAUGAGUUCGGCAAAAACUUCUUCCAGAGGCUCAACCAGGAACAGUUUCUGGGCCCUUGAAAGGAAUGAGGGGACGAGGACCCGACCUCAUCCGUGGUGGGAGUGGGGCAGGAGGAGACUGAGCCAAGUGCCUUUUCCUCAGCACUGCGGGGAGGGGCCUCAUUUCUCUUUCCUCCCCACUCUGAGCCCCAGGGGUAGGGGGCUGCCCCUCUGGGCCCACGCCGACCCCUCCUCUCUCAGACCACUUUCUUCCUGCUGCUCCCCAUUCCCCAGCCCCAGGAAUCAUCACGCCCUCCCUUCAAGUUCAAGACCAAAUUUGCUAACUUCUCCCUCACUUCUUUCCCUGUGGGUUGCUGUAGCUGGGCCUGCCCCCAGGAGCCGCAAAACCUUGUGCCCGGCAUAGUCUGCACCCACCCUUGUUAAUUCCUUGAGUCUAAAGAUGAUAAACUUCUUUCCAUUGCC
Balaenoptera acutorostrata (minke whale) is the source of this 1877-nucleotide messenger RNA. It is a transcript of the gene SLC25A39, whose product is annotated as solute carrier family 25 member 39. NCBI's taxonomy places the organism in Eukaryota, Metazoa, Chordata, Mammalia, Artiodactyla, Balaenopteridae. The record is from RefSeq and is a predicted model, not a curated record. The transcript is spliced from 12 exons. The coding region runs from base 354 to 1475 and encodes 373 amino acids. Gene Ontology annotation, biological process: mitochondrial transmembrane transport.